This is a messenger RNA of Stylonychia lemnae, 5655 nucleotides long. The record is from the annotation of a GenBank genome assembly. Lineage: Eukaryota; Ciliophora; Spirotrichea; Sporadotrichida; Oxytrichidae.
AUGGUUUUUGAAAAGCUCAGUAUUGAUUUAGAAUCGCCUAACUCUUGCCUUGGAUAUACUGAUAUUGUUGUAACUCAAGUAUAAGAUUUAACAUCACUAGACUACUCUUCAAAGGUUACACAAAAUACAGUAUUUUUAUAUAAUGCUAAUAAUUCUUAGAUAUAUUACCAGUCGAAAUUGUAACCAGGAUUUGAAGAUUACUGGGAACUCCUACAAUAACCAGAUAAAAUAUUCUAUGAGCCAAAGGUGUAUAAAUGUAGAGGAGACUCACCAAGAUUCUUAUCAAACCUUAAGAAUCAAGUAGUCCAGUUACCAAUAUCCUCACCUCAAACUUAUACCUUUGAUUUCCCUUCAGAUUGCUUUAAUAAUGAUCUAUAAUUUACUUGGUCAGUUGAUUUUUAUACAACUCCUCCCUCAUUUAUGACAUUUAGUACUAAUAACAAAAAAGCAACCUUAUCGAUGAAUCCGACAAUUUUAAAUAUUGGGACUUAUAAUGUUAAAGUCAUCUUCACUAACUUAAAAGAUUCUUUGGUUUUUUCUCAAGAUUAUUUCUAAGUUGAAGUAUAUCCAGAGACAUCCUAUACUGAUGUAGUAAAGUGCUUAGAUUGUCCAUCAAGACCAAUGGCUAUGGCUUUUGGAGUAUAAGCUGAUUUUGUAAUUUAUUAUAUGGAUAUUGAUUUGAAUGCUGAUUAUUUUAUACUUUGCGGAAGUAAAUUUAUUGAUGGAAGGGUUCUUAAAACUUCAGAUUAAAAUUUAAGAGCUGAUUAAAUGAUAAUAGAUGUCUAGCAAGGAGAUACUUAUAUUAUGGGUAAAUAAACAGAUACUUUAAUAGCAUUUAAUGAUAUAAAGCAUGUAUUUCUGUUAAAAUUUGAUAGAUUUUAUGAAAUAUAAUUUUUUAGAUUCUAUGAAAAUGGUCCUAGUGAAGGUAGAGAAAUUAUUUUAGACUAAUCUAAUGCUGCAAUUUUUAUGAUUCAUACCUAUCUUUAUUCAGCAUUUAGUAAAAGUUAUUAUGCUGUUGUAAAAGCUGAUUAUAUGGAUGGAGAUAUUGUUUGGGCUUAAACUCUCAGAGAUAACAGCGGUUAAAUAUAUUAAUAAAUUUCAACACCCAAUUAAUAAUUAGGAGUCAGAUCAGUAAAUAAUUAGCUUUAUACAUGCCUUCAUUACCAAACUAGUGGAAUGACUACAAGUGGUACUGAAUUGUACUUAUCUAGACAUGAUCUAGCCACAGGAUUAGUUUCAUCAAGAUUAGAAUUAGGUUUUACUGUUGGUAAUGAUGUAUUUGGAUGUAAUCUAUAAUAUUCAACAUCAUCCUCAUAAUUACUAAUGCAAUAUGGUGGAACAGGAGCAACAUACAUUGCUUUUUUAAAGAUAGAUGUAACACCAAUGACUAUAAAAUCUUCAUUGCUAAAAUUUAAUCUUGCAUUAACAACCAAUAACAAGCAAUUUAUGAUUGAGAAAAACUCAGUAAUAGUUAAUGAUUUUACAACUCCUGCCUGGGAAAGUCCUUGCUCAAGUGGAUCAAUUUAAACUGUUGAUUCUAGUGUUUAUUCUGGAUUUAACUUACCUAAUGGCAUCAAUGGUGAUUAAAGUGUUAACUGGAAAAAUUUGAAUCCAUAUACUAGUAGGCUAGCUAAAAUUUCUUUUAUAGCUAAUUUCUUCACAUAAUUAGUGCAAUUUAGAGCUUACCCUGUGACUAAUACCAGUGCUGACGUUAGAACUAACCCAGGCUCAUGUUCAAAAUAUUCAAAUCCUUCCUUCCCUUAAAUUCAAAAUAGAGUUGGUGGUUACAUAAAUUCUACAGCAGGCUCUAUUCCUGUUAGUAGAAUCAGUUACUCUAUAAUAUUUGAACCAUUUCUAUAAUGCUCAAAUGAUUAAAUUACACAUUAACUUAAAUUAUCAUCUGGUGCUUCUCUGCCAAGUUUUAUGACUUACAAUUCUGCCACAAAUAUCUUGACAAUUACUCCUUCAUCUAAUACUUAUUAAGGAAUAUAUUCAUUAAGAUACUCUGCAAGUCUUAAUUUGUCUCCAACCUCUACAAAUUACACAGAUAUCUAAAUAGAAAUAUCAGGUAACUAAGCGCCUUAUGCACUUGAAGAUUUUCAAACAAAUGUGGUCAUAGAACUUGAUUCUGCAUAAUUUGAGGCAUUUAUUUUGGAUUCCAGUAAUAUUACUCUCAAUCCUACCCCUACUUGGUUUUCUAUUACUUUUUCUAAUUAAGACCAAAUUUCUUUCAGUGUCAUAGAUCCUCCAUAGCCUUUAACCGGAACCUAAACUUAGUAUUACAUAAAAAUAAACAUAUGGGAUGAAUGGAAUACUGCUGCAAAGAGACCUUACUUUAUCAGUUUAAUAGUGAAAGAUAACAAAGCUCCUUAUCUAACAUAAACUGUACCAACAGUGAUCCCAUCAAUCUAUAUCACAUAAUAUUUCGCAUUCAGCUUUCCAUAUUCAUAUGUUACAGAUAGAGAGAAUGAUACAGUAUCAUUUAUCUGUACUACUAGCAAUACAGGCUUAAGUGCGAAUUGGAUAACUAUGUCUAUUGAUACUCAGAGUGAUAUUUCAAUAAAAGGGUAAACUCCAAGAAAUAAUUAGUAUGCUGGAACCUAUACUUUUACUUGCUAAUUAAAAGAUCAAUAUGAUGGAGAUCCAAAUACCUAUGUAUUCACUUUAGUUGUCCAUCCUAAACCAUAAGUUCAAAUCUUGAAGACACAAUAAGAUAUUUCUUCUUUAGUUCCAAAGAAUCAGACUCUAGACUUAACUGGACUCUUUAAGGAUCCAUUCAAUGAGCCUUUUACUAUAAGCAUUACAAUUAAUAGCACAUUAUAUAAUCCAUCAGUUAUUAGCUGGUUGACUUGGAAUUCUACUACUCUUUAAAUGAAUAUAACAGGUUAUAAUAAUUCUCAAGGAGGAAAUCAUUCAAUUUCUAUAAAAUUGGAUGAUUCAAUAACAACUCCAACUGUCAUGAAUUUCAAAGUGGAAAUAAUUUAAAACUGGCCUUUGAGAGUGCUAAAUCCUCUAAAAGAUUUAAUGACACAAGCGAAUUCUCAGUUUAUAAAAUCAAUCAAUAUUACUAACUUAUUUUACGAUCCAGAGGGGCUUGAUUUUACUUAUUAUGUCUAAGAAGCUGAAACAGUAAAGUAAAUGCCAUACUUUGUUUACAAUAAUUUUCCAAAUGGCUCAUUUGCAGGAUAUGCUAGUGAUGCAAACCUUGGAUCCUAUAAUCUUGAAUGUGUAGGAGUUGACAAUGCUAACUAGUCUACAGUUUUCAAAUUUAAAUUCAUUGUCAGGCCUUGUUAUUUUAAAUGUUAAGCUUGUUGGGACAUUGACUAUAAUGCUUGCACAGAAUGCAAAUAAGGAUUCUAUUUCUAUUUCAAUGAAUGCUUAGAUGAGUGCUUCCCCGGUACAUAUCCUGAUGAUGUUGAAAAAAUAUGUAAAAAAUGUCCAAGUGAAUGCUAGUUAUGUACCGGACCAGACAGAAAAUCUGAAUGUUAGAGAUGCAAAGCAGGAUAUUUUUUAUACAAUAAUGGAUGCUGGAAAACAUGCCCAGAUGGAUUUUACGGAGAUAAAUAUGAAGGAGUAUGCAAAAAAUGUAAAGUGCCUAAAUGUAAAGACAAGCAAUACUUUGAUUGGUUUUCUUACCUGGUAAAUGGUUUAUAUAGUGGUCAAUGCUUUGAUUGCCACUUUACUUGUAAAAAAUGUGUGGGUCCUAGCUCCAAUGAUUGCCUACAAUGCAUUUUGGGAUAUGAAUUUGAUGAGUAGAAUUUCUUUUGUACAAAAUGUGAAGAUAUCUAUGGCUAUGAAACUAAUCUUGAAGGAGAAUGUGAGGAUAUAUGUGGUGAUGGUAUAAUCGUAGAAAAAUAGUGUGACGACGGUAACAAAAUAUCUGGUGAUGGUUGUAAUGAUCAAUGUGAAGUCGAAUAUGAAUUUACAGAGGAAAUAUACAUUGAAAAUUCAACAUCAAUAAGUCCUGAAAAUAUGAUUGUCUCUAUUUCAGGAAAUCUGAUGGAAUACAUUUUUUCCUGGAGAAUUGUAGUUGAGCCUAACAAUCCAAUAAUACCUAAUAGACUGAUAAAGCGAUUCGCAAUUAUACUAUUUGACUUUAAAUAGUCUUUAUUAGGCUCUGAAACUUUAAGCAUAAAAUUCCUCAAUGAAACUUAAAUCAUAGAUCCGAAUGGGAACAUCUUGAUUAAUGAUAAGUAAAAGAUAACAAAUCCUAGUCAGUUUAUUUAUUUAACUCCAACAGAAAGAAAAGUUUCUAAACAGGGAGGACAGACUGUAAAGGUCUCAUUCCUUUCUGUCUGUAGCUUUAAUAUAGCUUUUAAAUUACUAAUGAAUUCAUCCAUGCAAUAUCUUUGGGGAUUAGUACAUGCCUUGCAAGUUUUUAACUUCUUGCUUUACAUCAAUAUUGAUUUUCCUGAAAAUGUAGAGUUAUUUUCAGAAUACUUAUCAGUGGCAUCAGGUGAUAUGGAGGAAUUCAACACUUUUAUUCCAAACAUUGCUGACAUUAUUAUCUCUCAAGAUGAACUUCAUGACCCUAGAGAUUUAGCCAUUCUUGAUGAAAAGUUUUAAGAUAGCGAGAUUUCUCCUUAUUUUAUUAUUGCUUUUGGAUAAAAAUUGACACUAUGGUGUGUUGGGCUUCUGCUGAUUUUGCCAUUAGCUUUGCUCUUUCAUAAGAUGUUUAAAAAUGUGAAAUUUUGGGAAGAUAUAGUCGCAGCCUUCUUCUUUAAUGUUCCUUUGAGAACUUUUGUUGAGAUGUAUAUAGAACUGAUUUUAUAAGUUCUUAUCAACAGUAAGUUCAUUAAGAUUAGAAAUUAUAGUUAAACAGUAUCGACUUUGUGUGCUUUUGUAUUCGGAACCUUAUCUCUGCUUUUGCCAUUUUUAGCUAUGACCAUGAUUUAUAGAAAUAGAAAAAUGAUCAAGCAAAAUUCUUGGAAUGAUAGAUUCGGCAUGCUCACUGAAGAAAUUAGAAAACGGAAUAUAAUUUAGUUAUACUACUAUCCAAUAAUGAUGUAUCAAAGGCUCCUGAUAUCCGGUAUAAUUGUUUAUUUCUCACAUGACCCUGGCUUGCAAUGCGGAUUGGUUCUUUCAAUUAAUCUAGUGAUGAUCAUUUAUCUAAUCAUAUACAAGCCAUUUAAAAAAGAAAGCUAAUAGGCAGCAUGUGUAAUUGAUGAACUUAUCAUAAUGCUUUGUGUUUUCGCUUUCCUCUAUAUCUACAGAUCAGAACAAGGACCAGCUUAGUAGAAGGGCACUGGUUGGUUCAUAAUAAUGCUUAUUCUAAUCAGUGUUAUCAAAAAUCUAUGCAUUGUCAUCUACUUUGGAAUAAUUGUAGCCUAAAAUAAAUAUACAAAAAUGUUUAAUGCUGAUGAUGAGAUUCUUGAUUCUCCUGCAUCUAGUAUUAAUACAGAUGAAAGUCAUAUUGAGGAGAUAGAAACUGAAGAUAUUCAUAAGGAAAUAAUAAAAGAUCUCACGAGAGAAAUUUCAUCCAGAUCAACACAACAAUUAAGUCCUUUCACAAAGUUUUAGAGCAAUUUAAAUUCCAUUUUUGAGACAGAGCAAUAAAACAAAUUAAGAAAUUAGCCAAUUAUCUCAAAUAUUAGCAAAGGUUGGAAUAGUUCAUAAUAAUUGAUUUAUAAUGAAAAGAAGUCCUCAUAAAAUUGA